AUGAUUGACGUUGUUGUGUUGAUCUUCCUGCUUUGCUGCCUUUUUGAAGGCAGUCAGUGCAAGGGAUGGAAUUUGAUCGCACCAUCCAACGUGAAAACACUGAGUGACACCUGUGUGAGAAUCCCCUGCAAUUUCACCCUGCCUAAUGAAAACAGGGCUUACAUAGACAGCUCCUGCAGAGCACAAUGGCUCACGUUCAGUUGGCCACAAGGCUACACGCUGGAGUUUGAUUCCCGUGUCGGAACCUACUCCAACCGCAGACCAGGAACGCUUAUUGGGAACUUGAAGAAUCUGGACUGCACCACCAUCUUCUUCGAUAUUCCAUCAGACCUGUCCGCCAAAACGUUUCAUUUCCGGCUGCUAUGUAGAAAGAUCUGGAAGAAUUUUGACCAAAUUGUGACUUUGGACAUCCAAGAGGCUCCCUCCUUGCCCACCCUCAAUGCCAACAGUGUGAAUCUGAAGGAAGGCGACGCGCUGACAUUGACGUGCGAAGCCAUAACUUAUUGUCCCACGCGCCCUCCCGAACUGACGUGGCAGCCAUCUCUGAGCGAAAGUGACAUUAACGUGACGCUGAAGGAAUCGACCAGGAUUUCUGUGAUGAAGGCGAACGUCUCUUCCCGCCACAAUGCUUUGAAGGUCACCUGCAAGACAAACUACGGACGGAAAAACAUGGCGAACGACGGCAACGAAAAUACAUUGACCCUUCAUGUUGAUUACGCUCCAAAGAACACCUCAGUCAGCUACGCAAGUCCAGUGACGGAGGGCACUUCCAUCACGCUGACCUGCAAUACCGACGCCAACCCAGUUGUGGACAGCUACACCUGGUACCAAGUGGACGGAGGUCAGGUGACACCAGUGGGAUCCAGUGAAAAAAUGUCCAUCACGGUCACAGAGGCCACGAACAAAUUUUACUGCAGCGUCCACAACAAAUAUGGAUACCAGAACUCAUCCAUCACGGUGAUUGAUGUGCAAUUUCCUCCCAAGGAAACAACAGUAAUCUUGGAACCGGCUGGUCCGACAAUGGAGGGCGACACUGUGGUCCUAUUGUGUCGAAACCGGGCCCGACCUCCUGUGUCCAACUAUGUCUGGUUCAAAGACGACGGCAAAGAAGACAACGAGACGGGAGCAGAGUUGCAUUUGGAACGUGUGGAGAGAAAACACAGUGGCGGCUAUCGUUGUAAAGUCACAAACAAGCUGGGAGAGGAAACGUCAGCCACUGUUCAGCUGAACGUUGAAUAUGCUCCGAGAAACACUUCGGUGGCGGUCUAUCCGUCCGGCCCGGUCCCAGACGGCAACACUGUGACUUUAACGUGCACGAGCGUGGCCAACCCAGCGGUGGCCAACUUCACGUGGUACAGAGUGGCUGCGGGGGAGCGUGAGGUGAUCGGCCAAGGAGAGGCGAUCUCCUUCAAAGUGAAAAAACUUUCACAGGAAGACUUCUACUGUCAAACUGUCAACGUCCACGGCCUUGACGUCUCUGAGACUCUCAACAUCAAUGUCACAUUCCGUCCAGAGAUCCUGGCCUCGUCCCGCUGCGAAAACGACUCAUCCCAGACACGAUGCUCCUGUGACAGCCGGGCCAACCCGACACCUUUGCUCUAUUGGGAGUUAUCCGGGGUGCCUGUCAAUCAAUCCGCCAUCAUAGAUGUGACCCUCGGGGGCGUGACAAGGACCAGCGUUGUCACCCUCAACCUUUCGGACCAAGACCGACAUACCUCGUCGCUGGUCUGUUUCAGCGUCAACCCUUUAGGCUUGGACAGUUUGGCCUUCAAAAUGUCUUCCGCUCGCAUGGAAAAUGCUCGGUACAGUCUGUGGGUUCUGGUCGGUUCUCCUGUGGGAGUGUUAGCCAUGCUGUUCUUGAGUCUGCUGCUGAUCUUGUACAUUUGCAGGAAAACCAAAGGAAGGUGUACAACAAAUCCGGGACAAGACGAUGACACCGCCCCCAUCAUUGCGACAAAUGAGGAGAAAGAGCAGAACUCGGACUACGUUAACGUCGUUUUCAACAACCAGGCGGAUGUCGAGGAGGACCACCUUGACUUCCCCGACGUCAACAUGGUCAAGUUUGAGGCAAAGAAUCACUGCUUGUUGCUGCCGGUCUGGCACGUGCCUUACGUGCUCUCGGAGCUGAGCGCACAGAUGAAUGCGCACUGA
Nerophis ophidion (straightnose pipefish) is the source of this 2151-nucleotide messenger RNA. RefSeq names its product B-cell receptor CD22-like. Bases 1 to 2151 code for a protein of 716 amino acids. The record is from RefSeq and is a predicted model, not a curated record. The transcript has 12 exons. NCBI's taxonomy places the organism in Eukaryota, Metazoa, Chordata, Actinopteri, Syngnathiformes, Syngnathidae.